AAGAGCGCGCACUGCCCACUCAGCACCCUCCCAAUCACAGCCCUAUAACCGCCGCACCACCACGGCCACAGCCGAUCAACAACUUGACAACCACAUCCACUGCGACACAACAACCACCACACACAACCACACAACCCAACAGCCACUCAACCGUGUCACACAACAACCACAACACCAAGUCAACAACCACAACACCAAGUCAACAACCACACGCACCACCACCCCCCUCCCUCCGCGCGUCCGCGCACACGCAGCGAGGAGGAGUGAAGUCCGCCGCCGCAGCCGCCGCAGCAGCAGCAGCAGCCCCCAUGUCGUCGUCGUUGUUGUUGUUGCUUGGGGGGGGCCCGCGGGUCGCUCCCGGCUCCCGCCUGCUGGGCCCGCUGGGCCGGGCCCUGUCCCCGCGAGCCCCGGGGGCGGCUGCCCGCCGGGCCCUGCACUCGUCGGGGGCCUCCCCCACUCCCCAGCGGCGCCUGUCCGCCCCGCCGAGCGGCAACGAGCUGGCGCGCUGCGCCGGGGUGGCCUCCAUGAUGCGGCUGCCCGUGCGGGGGGAGGGCAGCGCGGGCCUCGACGCCUGCUUCGUGGGGACGCCCGUCGACACGGGCACCUCCAACCGGCCCGGGGCCAGGUUUGGGCCGCGUCAAAUCCGGAGUGAGUCGGUGAUGAUCCGUCCGUACAACAACUACACGCACGCCGCGCCCUUCGAGUCGCUGGCCGUAGCCGACAUCGGGGACAUCUACAUCAACCUGUACAACCAACAGAAGAACGUGCAGCUCAUCAGGGACGCCUACUCCACCAUCAUCUCCGGGGGCUGCCGGCCCCUCACCCUUGGGGGCGACCACACCAUCACAUACCCCAUCCUGCAGGCCUUCGCUAAGCAGUACGGCCCGGUGGGACUCAUCCACGUGGACGCCCACGCCGACACCAACGACCUCAUGCUGGGGGAGAAGGUAGCGCACGGGACGCCGUUCCGCCGCUGCGUGGAGGAGGGGCUGCUGGACUGUAAGCGCGUGGUGCAGAUCGGCCUGCGCGGGUCGGGGUACUCGCCCGACGACUACAACUGGGGCCGCCAGCAGGGUUUCCGCGUGGUGCAGGCCGAGCAGUGCUGGUUCAAGUCGCUCGCUCCACUCAUGAAGGAGGUCACCCAGCAGAUGGGCUCAGGUCCCGUCUACCUCUCCUACGACAUCGACUCGCUCGACCCGGCGUACGCGCCGGGCACCGGCACCCCCGAGACCGCCGGCCUCACGCCCUCGCAGGGUCUGGAGAUCAUCCGUGGCUGCAGGGGCCUCAACCUCGUGGGCUGUGACCUGGUGGAGGUGUCGCCUCCCUACGACACCACAGGCAACACGGCCCUGUUGGCGGCCAACCUGCUGUUCGAGAUGCUGUGCGUCCUGCCGGGAGUGAAGUACCGCUGCGAGCAGAGCGGCGACGGGGGCAGCGUCACGCACGAGUAGCGGCCUCGCCCAGCGGCCGCAGGGGCCAGGGCCUCUCGCGAGCUCUCACGCGUGUGGCCCGCGUCCACCAGCACCAACUCCCCUGGGAUGUGCCACACACAGAGCACCUCUGAGCUCGCUCCGCACCCCUCUAGUGAGAUGGCCUAAAUAUACAAUUACACACAGAUUAGUGUGAAGGCCGGAAUGCUUUGAUUGGCUCAGGGGAGGUCUUCAUCCAGAUGUUAAUUGAGCAUGGUUGAUGAUGACAUUUAGUAAACUCACGGGCGAAAAUUGUGCCCAUAACUCAGACCUCGGUAGGCGUCGUGCUUUGCUUGUCGUCACACGUCCUGGCCUCUGCUUGUGCCUACGCCAGAGGGGACUUGUUAAUGAGCCACGUGUCGUUUGCUCUUUCACCGCGUUUCCAGAUCCAGGGAAAUGCAGCGUACGCCAUUGAAUGUAACCAUAAUGACAACCAAUGUAGGGUGCAGGUCGGUCAACUCGGCAGGGGCCAGAGUUACCAUCGACGUGCAGGCGGGCGGGCCAGCGAGCGCCGCUGGCUGCCAGUAGGCGGCUCUGGCGAGCAGGCGGUCCCCGACCGCACACCACGCUCCGCUGCCAUCGUGGCAGACUUGUGGUUUACUGCCCAGGUCGCUGAUUCAGCUCGUUAUUUGAGAGGGGACCGGCGCAGCGGGGCCAGGACGAAUCCGGAGGGGGCGCCCACUGGUGGUUGUUGGGCACGCGACACGUCGCCCAGGCAAUGGAGCCCCAGGUCACACGGAGGAGGCUGCGCGUGGCCGCCCGCUCUGGAGGUCACGUUGAUCCCACAGCCGGUCACGCGCGUGAGUCGUUGGCAGGGUUGUUGUUGUUAUCCAAAUUUCAACACGUUCGUCAUUAACACUGCCCAUAAAACAUACACACAUAUAUAUAAAAAGGAGUGGCCCAUUUUCACCAUCUGCUAUGAAGAAGUGCCUUUGCCAAGUACUGUGUAUGUUUAUAGUUUUCUCUUUACGGCAGUACUUUUAAGGAACAUGUCGAGCCCUUGCUUUCUGUGCUUAUGCCCCUCUGCCACCGCGAAAUCACAAAGAAUAGAACGUUAUUACUGAUAAGAGAUGAUUACGAAUCUCAAGCAAGCAAUGACCUGGAUGGUGUAGACACAAAGGCUGUGAUCGUCAUGAAUGUUUGAAAUGACCACGUAUCAGGUUCACACGCUGUGAAUGCUGGAGACAGAAGAUUUUAAGUAUACAUUUUUUAAUUUGGCAUUAAAAAAUAUACACAUUCUUAAAUCUUUAACAUUCCAAUGCGGUGGCCGGGUGGCUAUUAGGUCAGGGCACUGAGCCCGGCACUGCUGAGAUCCUGGGUUUGAAUCCAGGUUUCAGCCGCCCAUGAAUAAAUCUGGUUCUCAAGCGUAGCGAGUUGAUGAUAGUCUCAUCCGGUCACCAGUGACUACCAAAAACACAUACAUUUUGGUAAUGGUCUUAAUGUGGCAAAAUUCCAGUUUAACCGGCACCCAUAAUGCAGGUUAACCGGCAUGCGAUGAAUAUGACUCUCGGGGGCAGAACAGGUGGGAAAGUGCCGCCACUAAGUGUGGAGGGCAUCUUGGAAGGGAUCUCAGAGGUAGCUCCUUGAUGUCUGCUUCCAGGGCCGUUUUCAAACACAAAGGGUUGCACUGCUCUGCCAGAGAUCUAAAUGGAAUCUUUGCGUCACCCAUAGCGCGAUCAUGUUGACAUUGGGGGAAAAGACAAACAAUAUUUUUCAUCUUCGUUUCGUUGCGUGUGUCUUUAUUUACCCACAAAUCGCUCCAGAGUUACAGGGUUCAAUUCCUAACUUUCUGCAGAUGCAGUGGUGAAUGUAUCGAACAAUUGACCCACCUCCCAGGUCUUUUGUGCAUUAAAUAUAAUCAUUAACUGUGAUCUUCAUCAGAAUCUUAAUUAAUCUUGGAGAAGCCCGAUGAGAAAUUAAGCUCUUUUUCACAGAUGUCCAGUAAUGAGAUAAUUAACUCAUUAAAUCGUGAGAUUCGCUAUAAUGAG
This is a messenger RNA of Lethenteron reissneri (Far Eastern brook lamprey), 3457 nucleotides long. It is a transcript of the gene AGMAT, whose product is annotated as agmatinase. Lineage: Eukaryota; Metazoa; Chordata; Hyperoartia; Petromyzontiformes; Petromyzontidae. Gene Ontology annotation, molecular function: agmatinase activity; metal ion binding. The record is from RefSeq and is a predicted model, not a curated record.